AUGGAAAGUACUAAUUAUAUGAUGGGAUUGAUCCGUGAUCGGAAGUCUCAUCAAGACUUGGGAAUGAAUAAAUGUUAUAACUGUAACGUUAGACUGGCAAAAUAUGACACCUCAACACAAUGCCAAAGGCGAAGGUCUCCACUAAUUCCAAGCAACUAUAGAGAAAAUUCAUCUCAAAUUUUCCUUGGCCGUUUUAUUGCUGUAGCUAUGGGGAUCCGUUUCGUUGUUAUGGUGACAAUUUGGAGUAUAAUAUUCAUAAAUUCACCAUUCAACCAAGAAUCUACAAUACCUCUGAAUGACAGUUACUGUGGCCCAUGUCCUAACAACUGGAUAUGUUAUAGAAAAAAUUGUUACAAAUUUUCUAAUGAGAGCAAAAACUGGUACCAGAGUCGAGCAUCUUGUGAAUCUCAAAAUUCCAGCCUCCUGAAGAUAUAUAACAGAGAAGACCAGGAUUUCUUUAAACUGGUGAAGUCUUAUCACUGGAUGGGACUGGUGCAAACUUCAACAAAUGGAUCCUGGCAGUGGCACGAUGGAUCUUUUCUAUCACAUAACCAACUAACAAUAGUUGAAAUGCAAAAAGGCACGUGUGCAGUCUAUGGCUCAAACUUUAAAGGCUAUACAGAAAACUGUUCAGUUCUCAACACGUACAUCUGUAUGCAGAGGAUUGUGUAAGGUGUUUAAUAUUUACAAGCUACUAAGUUUAAGUAACAGAAGUAAUUCUUGGAUGUUUUCUAUGAAUUUUUUGUAAAGCAAAUAAAAUAACCAAUGUUUAUUAAAUUAUCUAUUUAUG
Messenger RNA from Echinops telfairi (small Madagascar hedgehog), 790 nucleotides. RefSeq names its product NKG2-D type II integral membrane protein. The coding region runs from base 1 to 672 and encodes 223 amino acids. The transcript has 7 exons. Gene Ontology annotation, cellular component: external side of plasma membrane. Gene Ontology annotation, biological process: positive regulation of natural killer cell mediated cytotoxicity. The record is from RefSeq and is a predicted model, not a curated record. Gene Ontology annotation, molecular function: signaling receptor activity. Lineage: Eukaryota; Metazoa; Chordata; Mammalia; Afrosoricida; Tenrecidae.